AAUAAGUUACUUUUUCCAAUCUACCCUAGGCCAUGUGGCUUGGAUACCCAGGCACCAGUGGAGCUCCGUUCAUGGACUACAUUAUCACUGAUAAGGAGACGUCUCCUUUUGAGGUUGCAGAGCAGUACUCUGAGAAAAUGGCCUACAUGCCGAACACUUUCUUCAUUGGAGAUCAUGCCAAUAUGUUCCCUCACCUCAAGAAAAAAGCGGUGAUAGACUUCAAGUCAAAUGGCCAUAUUUUUGACAAUCGCAUUGUACUGAAUGGCAUUGAUCUGAAAGCCUUCCUGGAAAGCCUGCCAGACAUCAAAAUUGUGAAGAUGGAAUGUGAUGGUCAAGAGUCCACUGACAGUAACGGUGCCCUCUCCAUGCCCGUCAUCCCUAUGAACACAGCCGCUGAGGCCAUCAUUAACAUGAUCAACCAGGGCCAGAUCCAGGUCACCAUCAACGGCUUUACGGUCAGCAACGGCCUGGCCACCACUCAGAUUUUUACAGUGGAGGAGGUUAUAGUAUCUGGGACUGUAGCCUUGCAGAUUAAUAACAAAGCAGCAACAGGAGAAGAAGUUCCCAGAACAAUCGUGGUGACCACCCGCUCGCAAUAUGGCCUCCCUGAAGACUCUAUUGUCUAUUGCAACUUCAACCAGCUCUAUAAGAUUGACCCUCCCACCCUGCAGAUGUGGGCCAAUAUCCUGAAGCGUGUGCCCAACAGUGUGAUUUGGCUGCUGCGCUUCCCGGCCGUGGGUGAGCCCAAUAUCCAACAGUACGCUCAGAACCUGGGCCUGCCUGCCUCUCGCAUCAUCUUCUCCCCCGUGGCUCCCAAAGAGGAGCAUGUGCGACGUGGACAGCUGGCUGAUGUGUGCCUGGACACGCCGCUCUGUAACGGACACACCACAGGCAUGGAUGUGCUGUGGGCUGGUACCCCCAUGGUUACUAUGCCAGGAGAGACACUGGCUUCACGUGUCGCUGCCUCUCAGCUCACCUGUCUUGGCUGCCCUGAGCUCAUCGCCCAAAGCCGUCAGGAGUAUGAAGACGUUGCUGUGAAGCUUGGCACUGAUAUGGAAUUCCUGAAGAAGGUCCGCUCCCGCGUGUGGAAGCAGCGCAUCUGCAGCCCGCUCUUCAACACCAAACUCUACACCAUGGACCUGGAGAGACUCUACCUGCAGAUGUGGGAGCAUUACGCCGCUGGAGGCAAACCUGACCACCUGGUCAAAAUGCAGUCUCUGGAGAGCAGCGAGAGCACCUAAGCUAAGCUUGUCCCUGCAUGUCCCCCGCCCCCCCCAGUAUGUGAUGGUCACAGAGACUCUGGAGCCUACAGGUGAGCACUGUGACUACGAUCCCAGCCAGCUUUUGUUUCCAUGAGCCAGAGUGGACAGCAGGAUGCACAAAGCUGCUCCACUGAGACUCCUCCCCCUUUCCCAUCGUCUGACUAAAUUGAUGUUGGUUGGCUCCACUUUCGUUUUGUUUGUUUCUCUGCUUCUAAAGGACUUUUCUGUAACUGAAGUGGACUUUAUGAAAAAAAAGUGGGGUCUGAAAUGAGAAGGGGCAGUCUUACAAUAAUUCAGAAAAUAUAUAAACGUAAUCAUCACAGAUAGGGGCUUUUUUUAGUUGGGUUAUGUGCUGCUUGACCUAUUUUAGCUUUCUGUCAUCAUGACUUCAAUCUGAGUGGCGGAUGCAUUCCCCGGAUCACCGAUAGAGAAAAUGUCCUCUUUUUCAAAACAUGCAAUGUGAACACGCUAAACAGAGGAGUGUCUUAUUACACACUGACAGAAGGCCUGCAAACUGCUCAAGUACCGACUCCUGAUUUUUCUUUCUUUUUUAUGGUUUUAGCAGGAAAGUUCUAGGUAAGUAUGUUCUAAGCUGUUUUGGUUUUGUACACUGUCUUCCUAUUAACUCGUUUUAUUUAUGCACUGGCAGUGUCAAUUCUGCAAGGCUCUUUACAUAAACUGAAAUAAAGAGAUGUGGCAAACCUUGAAGAGAGUUGCACAUACUUGGCUGCGGUUUUGUUUUUGUUUUUCAUUUUCAUUUAUUCUUCCAUUCCUUUUAGGAGCUAACACAUACUGGUUAUUGUGAUCUAUACUGCUGUUGUGCAGGGUGUCUUGUUGCUGACUAAACUGUGAUGUGCACCCACUGUAAAUUUAAUCGCUGUAUUCAGUUCAAUAAAGAAAUGCUAAAUAAUC
Messenger RNA from Sinocyclocheilus anshuiensis, 2174 nucleotides. Its product is annotated as UDP-N-acetylglucosamine--peptide N-acetylglucosaminyltransferase 110 kDa subunit-like. The record is from RefSeq and is a predicted model, not a curated record. Gene Ontology annotation, biological process: protein O-linked glycosylation. The transcript is spliced from 8 exons. NCBI's taxonomy places the organism in Eukaryota, Metazoa, Chordata, Actinopteri, Cypriniformes, Cyprinidae. The coding region runs from base 33 to 1241 and encodes 402 amino acids. Gene Ontology annotation, molecular function: protein binding; protein O-acetylglucosaminyltransferase activity.